Messenger RNA from Acanthosepion pharaonis, 4008 nucleotides. NCBI's taxonomy places the organism in Eukaryota, Metazoa, Mollusca, Cephalopoda, Sepiida, Sepiidae. The record is from the annotation of a GenBank genome assembly.
AUGUCUCGUUUGAAACAUUUUUUUCUGAUUUACGCCACCUUUUCUCGCUGUUUCUCUCUACUCCCCUCUAUUUCUUUGUCUCACUCUGUACUCCCCCUCUAUUUCUUUGUCUCACUCUGUACUCCCCCUCUAUUUCUUUGUCUCACUCUGUACUCCCCCUCUAUUUCUUUGUCUCACUCUGUACUCCCCCUCUAUUUCUUUAUCUCACUCUGUACUCCCCCUCUAUUUCUUUGUCUCACUCUGUACUCCCCCUCUAUUUCUUUGUCUCCUCUGUACUCCCCUCUAUUUCUUUGUCUCUCCUCUGUACUCCCCUCUAUUUCUUUGUCUCACACUGUACUCCCCCUCUAUUUCUUUGUCUCACUCUGUACUCCCCCUCUAUUUCUUUGUCUCACUCUCUACUCCCCUCUAUUGCUUUCUGUCUCUCUCUACACCCCUCACUUGCUUUCUGUCUCUCUCUCUCUCUCUGCUCCCCUCAAUUGCUUUCUGUCUCUCUCUCUCUCUCUGCUCCCCUCAAUUGCUGUCUCUCUCUCUCUCUCUGCUCCCCCAUUGCUUUCAUCCGUGUCUCCCCACUGCUCUCAUUGCUUUCAUCUGUCUCUCUCCACUGCUCUCCAUUGCUUCCCCAUCCGUCCUCCCACCGCCCCCAUUGCUUCCCCAUCCGUCCUCCCCACUGCCCCCAUUGCUUUCUAUCCGUCCUCCCCACUGCCCCCAUUGCUUCUCAUCUGUCUCUCCCCACCUCCCCAUUGCUUUCCCCCCAUCUGUCUCCCCACUGCCCUCCAUUGCUUUCCAUCCGUCUCUCCCCACUGCCCCCAUUGCUUUCCCAUCCGUCUCCCACCGCUCCCCAUUGCUUUCCAUCCGUCUCUCCCCACUGCCCCCAUUGCUUUCCCCAUCCUGUCUCCCCACUGCCCCCAUUGCUUUCAUCCGUCCUCUCUCCACCGCCCCCCAUUGCUUUCCAUCCGUCUCUCUCCACUGCUCCCAUUGCUUUCCUAUCAUCCGUCUCUCCACUGCCCUCAUUGCUUUCCAUCUGUCCCUCUCUCCCCCACUGCCCCCAUUGCUUCCAUCCUGUCUCUCUCCCCACCGCUCUCCAUUGCUUUCAUCCGUCUCUCUCCCACUGCUCCCCAUUGCUUUCCAUCUCUCUCUCCACUGCCUCCAUUGCUUUCUAUCUGUCUCUCCCCACUGCUCCCCAUUGCUUUCCAUCUGUCUCUCUCUCCCCACUGCCCCAUUGCUUCCCCAUCCGUCCUCUCCACCGCUCCCCAUUGCUUUCCAUCCGUCUCUCUCCCACUGCCCCAUUGCUUUCCAUCCGUCUCUCCCACCACUCCCCCUUGCUUCUCCAUCUGUCUCUCUCUCACUGCCCCCAUUGCUUUCAUCUGUCUCUCUCCCCACCGCUCCCCUGCUUUCCCAUCCGUCCUCUCUCUCCACUGCCUCCAUUGCUUUCUCCCCCGUCCUCUCUCUCCACUGAUCCCCCAUUGCUUUUCCAUCCGUCUCUCUCUCCCCACUGCCCCCAUUGCUCCCCCAUCUGUCUCCCCACCGCCCCCAUUGCUUUCAUCCGUCUCUCACUGCUCCCCAUUGCUUUCAUCCGUCCUCCCCACUGCCCCCCACUGCUUUCCAUCUGUCUCUCCCACUGCUCCCCAUUGCUUUCCAUCUGUCUCCCCACUGCCUCCAUUGCUUUCAUCUGUCCUCCCCACUGCUCCCCAUUGCUUUCCAUCCGUCCUCCCCACUGCCCCAUUGCUUUCCAUCCGUCUCUCCCCACCGCUCCCCAUUGCUUCCCCAUCUGUCCCCCACUGCCCCCAUUGCUUUCCAUCCGUCCUCCCCCACUGCUCUCAUUGCUUUCCAUCCGUCCUCUCCCACCGCCCCCUAUUUGCUUUCCAUCCGUCUCCUCCACUGCUCCCCAUUGCCCCCAUCUGUCUCCCUCCCCUGCUCCCCCAUUGCUUUCUAUCUGUCCCUCCCCACCGCCCCCCAUCCUUUCCAUCCUGUCCUCCCCACCGCUCCCCAUUGCUUUCCAUCCGUCCUCCCUCACCUGCUCCCCAUUGCUCCCCAUCUGUCUCUCCCCACCGCCCCCAUUGCUUUCCAUCCGUCCUCCCCACCGCUCCCCAUUGCUUUCCAUCCGUCCUCCUCCCCACCGCCCCCAUUGCUUCCCCAUCCGUCUCUCUCUCCCCACCGCCCCCAUUGCUUCCAUCCGUCCUCUCACCCCCCCGCUGCCCCCCAUCCGUCCCCAUCCGUCCCCACCGGCCCCCAUCCGUCUCCCCACCGCCCCCAUCCGUCCUCCCCACUGCCCCCAUCCGUCCUCUCUCCCCACCGCCCCCAUCCGUCCUCUCCCCCACCGCCCCCAUCCGUCUCCCCCCCACCGCCCCCAUCCGUCCCUCUCCCCACUGCCCCAUCUGUCUCCCCACUGCCCCCAUCCGUCCUCCCCACCGCCCCAUCCGUCCCCUCCCCCCACCGCCCCCAUGUCCCCCCACUGCUCCCCAUCCGUCCUCCCCCACUGCCCCAUCCGUCUCCCUCUCCCCCACUGCCCCCAUCCAUCCGUCCUCCCCCCACUGCCUCCAUCCGUCCUCCCCCACCGCUCGUCUCUCUCUCUCCCCACUGCUCUCUGCUUUCUAUCCUGUCUCUCUCCAUACUGCUCUCUAUUACUUUCUCUCUGUCUCUCUCUCUACUGCUCUCCAUCUGUCUCUCUCCCCCCCACUGCUCUCUACACUUUCUCUGUCUCUCCACUGCUCUCCAUCUGUCUCUCUCUCCCCACUGCUCUCUAUUACUUUCUCUCUGUCUCUCUCCACCUGCUCCAUCUGUCUCUCUCUCUACUGCUCUCUAUUACUUUCUCUCUGUCUCUCUCUCUACUGCUCUCCAUCUGUCUCUCUCUAUACUGCUCUCUAUUACUUUCUCUCUGUCUCUCUCUCUACUGCUCUCCAUCUGUCUCUCUUUCUACUGCUCUCUAUUGCUUUCUAUCUAUCUCUGCCCUCUACUCUCUACUGCUCUCUAUCUGUCUCUCUCUCUACUGCUCUAUUGCUUUCUAUCUGUCUCUCUCUCUCUACUGCUCUCUAUUGCUUUCUAUCUGUCUCUCUCUACUGCUCUCUAUUGCUUUCUAUCUGUCUCUCUCUACUGCUCUCUAUUGCUUUCUAUCUGUCUCUCUCUCUACUGCUCUCUAUUGCUUUCUAUCUGUCUCUCUCUUCCUCCGUGUCGAUUUCUCUUGCCUCAUCAUUUUUUUUUUUUUUGCUCAUCCUCUUGAUAACAUCUAUUCCCUCCGCCACCAUCUCUUAUCUCUUCACCGCCACCGCCAACAACAAGAACAACACCCCACAUUUACUCCUCAUUCUCCCUUGGUUCUUUCUGCCCGAUGGGCACAGAGCUGAAUUUGACAGGGCACGUCAUUAUAAAACCAGAUUCAGACUAGCAGAUAAUGUAGGGAAAAUGUCUUCGCAGGCCAUCCAUGCGCAAAAUCACAUUUCAUCCAACCAGGAGGUGCAGCACCCAUGUCAUGGUUACAGCCAUUUUGGCGUUGUUCUUGUCAUAGAAGCCCCCUAUAGUGGUGAUAGAGGUGAUAUCGUACUUUUGGAGACGUUAAGUACCGAAUCGUUAGACUACAAGAGACCACCCUCACAGAAUCUCAGUUUUAAUCAACAAGAUGAUACCCAAUCAUCAAGAUCUGGCGAUACACCAGUACCAACCAGUCAAUCUAACACUAAUUCUUCACAAAAUGUGGAUAACAGUAGUGAAGUUGAGCCGACUCCAUAUGUACCCACCAAAGACAUUUACUUUCUACUCAUCAACUUCAUUCAUUUGUUUUUAUUCACUUCUGCUAUAGGAUCAUUUUGUAACCUUUUUCUUUCUUGUAACCUUUUUCUUUCUUGUAACCUUUUUCUUUCUUGUAAUCUUUGUGCAUCCUUUUUUCAAAUUUUCUUUCUUUUCUUUCUCUCUCGCUCCUUCUUCUCUCUUGCCUCCUCUUUCCUUUUGUCAUUCCUUUGUUUCGACUCUGAUGUUCUUGUCUUUUAUUCUCAUUACUUUCUUGUAGUUCAUUGA